CACGCUCACACUGCUGAUUCAGUUCAGCUCACAGUUCACACACUGACACAUCACCGGACCAGAGGAAGAGGAGGACGAAGAGGUGUAAAAACCUUCUUUCCUUUGCGGUGAGUCUGGACAAUCACCAUGAGACCAGCAAUGGAGGACGGUGUCAGUGAGAUGCUGUCCAGUGUGGUGGAGGACGUCAGUCACGCGGUCAGCAGAAACAUUUUUGGUGCUGAAGUUCUGCAUGAACUGCUGAGUGCACCGUGGCUGCACGCUCUACUGGAGAUUUAUGAGUGCCUGUUGCAGUUCGAGAUGUCCACACCCACACCCCUUCUGCCUUAUGCCUCAGGACUCUCACAUGAGAUCAUGGCUACACUACAGAAUGUCCACCGUCCCUCAGCUGAAGCCAGAGAGCUCUACAACCUCCUCAGCUCACCACACAUCCAGGCCCUCCUAUCAUCUCACGACAGUGUGGCCCAGUCAGACUAUGGACCUGUUUUACCGCCUCUGCCUGAUGAGAUGCCCGAGGGCGAGGAGGCCAUGAGGAUCGUUUGUUUGGUGAAGAACAACCAGCCGCUGGGGGCGACGAUAAGGAGGGACGAGGAGACGGGAGAGAUCUACAUCGCCAGGGUGAUUCAUGGAGGACUGGCCGACCGCAGCAGACUUCUCCAUCCUGGUGAUCUUUUAUUGGAGGUCAACGGAAACCCUGUGGGGGGUCUGGAGCCAGAACAGGUCAUCCAGAUACUGAUCAAUUCCCAGGGAACAAUCCUGUUCAAAGUCAUUCCUGAAAAAUCUCAGAGCAGCAGCAGACAGAAGUCGGUGUAUAUGAGGGCAUUGGUGGACUACUCCCCCUUGCAGGACUCCUCCAUCCCCUGUCCUGAUGCAGGGAUGGCGUUCAGCCGAGGAGACCUCCUGGAGGUGGUCGACCAGUCGGACGGGCGCUGGUGGCAGGCCAGGAAGCUGCCCUGCUCUGCAUCCUGCGCUGGUCUGAUUCCCUCUGCCAGCAUGCUGAAGAGUAAACAGAGGGAACAGUGGUGGUGUCAGCCAUUACAGGUUCAUACCUGCAUCCGACCCUUGACUCUGGAUGGUAACGAGAAUAAUCAAAUACAUUCUGAUGACAAACGCACCGUAACAGAGCUGGAAGAAAUACACUUUGAUAAGGCUGACUCUGAUAUUACUGAUGGAAUCUACCUGGCUGGUUUCCGGCAGAGUUUCCGUCUCUGGAGGAGGACGUCCUUCAGGAGGAGACGACAGUCCUGCACCUCCUGCUCACCCAACAGCAGUGCCCUGUCCACCCCCUAUGAGGAGGUGGUGUUGUACCAGCGCCCUCCACAGGAGAACCACCGCCUCAUCGUCCUUAUCGGUGCUACAAGAGUUGGAGUGAAUGAACUGAGGAAAAGACUCAUCAAACUGAACCCUUCGACCUUCCAGGGACCCGUACCUCACACCACUCGUCCAAUCAGAGCAGGGGAGCAGACAGGAAGAGAGUACCACUUUGCCACCAAAGAGCUGUUUGAGUACAUGGUUUGUAACAACAGGUUUGUGGAGUAUGGGGAGUAUAAGGGCCACCUGUAUGGAACCAGCACUGAUGCUAUUGAUGAGGUGCUUAAACGAGGACGGAUGUGCAUCCUCGAUGUUGAACCGCAUAGCGUCCAGCCUCUGAGGACGAGGAAACUGAAGCCCUACGUGAUCUUCAUCAGAGCUCCCAGUCCAGACAGACUGAGACAAACACGGAGAGACGCCAGAAUCAUCACCAACUGCUCCAUCAACAGAGCGUUCACAGAGGAGGACUUUGCGGAGGUGGAGGAGUUGUCCCGGCUGAUCGAGGCCAAGUACAAACAGUUUUUCGACAGCAUGCUGGUGAACGACGACCUGCAGCACGCCUGCAUGCAGCUCUGCUCCAUCAUCCAGGAGGCACAGAACGAACCACAGUGGAUACCUGUCAGCUGGAGCCGGACAGAGGAGUAA
Messenger RNA from Anarrhichthys ocellatus (wolf-eel), 1953 nucleotides. RefSeq names its product MAGUK p55 subfamily member 4-like. The coding region runs from base 127 to 1953 and encodes 608 amino acids. The record is from RefSeq and is a predicted model, not a curated record. The transcript has 21 exons. Gene Ontology annotation, molecular function: protein binding. NCBI's taxonomy places the organism in Eukaryota, Metazoa, Chordata, Actinopteri, Perciformes, Anarhichadidae.